ACUGUACUCUCCGAUAUUUAUACGACGCAAUAAUCCUCUUUGAACACACACCGCCUUUUCAAUUGCACACAUCCCUGCUUAAACAGUAGUCAUUUCUCCUCGCGAUUUAAUGCCGCAAAAGGUCGUCGCCAUCGCCGCGGGCGAAGCCCACACCCUCGCUCUCACAGGAGAUGGGAGCGUGUUCUCGUGGGGAAGGGGCACGUUCGGGCGCCUCGGCACGGGGAAGGAGGACGACGAGCUCGUCCCCGUCCCCAUCGCCAUCGCCAUCGCUGGCGCUGCGUGGGCGACGAAGAGGACCGUCGCUUCGCCCGCCACAGGAGCGAUCGGGCGCCCGAAGUUCGUCGAGAUCGCCGCGGGUGCUUACCAUAGCCUCGCUUUAGAAGAUGAUGGAUCUGUUUGGUCGUGGGGUUAUAAUAUCUAUGGCCAGCUUGGCUGUGGUGAAGAGAAUUCCCUCUAUCCCUGUUUGGUAGAGCGUUUCCAGGAAUUGGGUACCCCCGAUUCUUUGGUAGAUGACCCAAAUAAUGAUGGUGGCGGAACUCCUUUGAAGAUUUCCUCUGUCAGGGCUGGAGGAAUGAUGUCAUUUGCGAUAGACACUCUGGGAUCACUUUGGAUGUGGGGAAAUUGCCCUCAGCAGACCGACACAGGAGAGUUCUGCCUUGUCAGCAGUCCAGCCCCACUACCUGUAUGGGAUUUCCAUGGACACAUAGUAGUUAAAGUCGCAUGCGGGAAUGAACAUGUAGUAGCGGCAGUUAGCACCGGAGAAACAUACACAGGAGGCGACCUUGUAUGCUAUGCUUGGGGAAACAACAAUCAUGGCCAGUUAGGGUUAGGUCACAAGGAAAGCCGGGGCCGCCCGCAAGUUAUUCCAAUGUUCAACGAGGAGUCUUCUUGGGCCGUCUAUGAAAUAGCUUGUGGCGCUUUCCAUACAGCAAUUCUUGCAUAUAACAAGUCUUAUGAUCAAGAUAUGGGAUCUAAAUGCUUUACUUUUGGUCUUGGUGAUAAUGGGCAGCUUGGUCAUGGGACUGCAAUGAGCUCUUGCUUGCCUGAAUUAGUAAAUGGGUUGCCACAUGAUCUAGUUCUAAUUUCCAUUGAUUGUGGUUUGUUCCAUACAACGGUCGUGUCUUCUGAUGGGGAAGUGUGGUGUUGGGGGAUGGAAAAGGGCCUUGGACUGUGCCCUGAUGCGAGCUUCACAGGAAACGAUGCAGGGGAUGCAUUAUAUCCUUUAAGGGUUCAUUCUCCUGAGACAAAUGGAUUUAAGUUCAUGGGCCCUGUCCAAAUUGCUUGUGGGGCAGCCCAUACGGUUCUUGUAGCCGGUGAUGGGUAUAGGAUGUGGGCUUGGGGUAGAGGGAGAAGUGGUGUGUUGGGGAGAGGCGAGACAACUGACAGUUAUGUUCCUUGUGUUGUUAUGUGGCCUCCUCUUGAUGAGGACUACAAGGAGAUAGAAGCAGGCAUGAACAGAGAAGUAAAAGCAAGAGAGGAUGCGGGUGCUACAGUCGAGAGUGAGCAAAAGUUGGCUGCUUCAGCAGAGGAGAUAGAAUUUUUAAGGAGAAAGUUGACACUUAUGGAACGAUAUGCCACUGUGCUGCAUAUUUCUAUCUUUAGAAAGCCUUUAGAUGAACGGACUCUUCCGCAAUCUUUAAAAGAUUCGGGUGUGUUCGAUAUCAGAAAGGAGUUUGAGAAUAUGAUGGAGGCAGCGGACAAUGAGGAGCUUGCUCGGAUGGAGAUGUUCUAUCGAAGCAUGCUUUCUAGCGUGAAGGACAAGCUGAUGAAGAGGAGAGUACAAGAGAUGGUUAAGGAGUGCUUUCGUUCCCUUUCUACAGGGAGGCCACCCUAUUGAAAUUUAUACACUGUAGAUCGUUGGAAUUUGUAUACUGUUGGCGAACCAUACUAGAAUCUUCAAGAUGUAUUUUGUUAAGUAUUGUAUGAGAGUGCAAUAAACGUGUCUGAAGCGUCAAUUUCGUAGGCUUUCGGAAUGAAUGUAGUGAUGCAGUUCUGCUUCAAAGGCGAUAUAUAUCCUGGGGUUCUCUGUACAGAUUGAAGCCAUGGCUAUGCACAAAGGAUGUAUGUAUAUAUCAAAUAUCCAUUUCGGGCUAUGAAGACCACCAUUGUAGGUUAUUUAUACACAUUGCAUGUAAUAACUCGGAGAUGUAACCUGAGUUUGUGGUUAUUUGAUGUUACUGAGCUUAUCUUGUGAAGGCGAUGUAAUAACUAUUGUAGCAAAGUGAAGCUUUGUUGUUCUGAACAAAAGUUUAGUUACACUAGGAGUUUGAUAAACCAUUUGGCCUUUAAUUAAUCUUUUCUGAUGUUCUCUUA
Ananas comosus (pineapple) is the source of this 2313-nucleotide messenger RNA. RefSeq names its product ultraviolet-B receptor UVR8. NCBI's taxonomy places the organism in Eukaryota, Viridiplantae, Streptophyta, Magnoliopsida, Poales, Bromeliaceae. The transcript is spliced from 5 exons. The coding region runs from base 110 to 1837 and encodes 575 amino acids. The record is from RefSeq and is a predicted model, not a curated record.